Molecule: messenger RNA, 2963 nt
Organism: Syngnathus acus (greater pipefish)
Lineage: Eukaryota; Metazoa; Chordata; Actinopteri; Syngnathiformes; Syngnathidae
Gene: slc19a1
Product: solute carrier family 19 member 1
Exons: 6
Coding region: 333-1913 (526 amino acids)
Biological process (GO): folate transmembrane transport
Cellular component (GO): apical plasma membrane; plasma membrane; basolateral plasma membrane
Molecular function (GO): folic acid binding; folate:monoatomic anion antiporter activity
Source: RefSeq, a predicted model, not a curated record
AUCAGACUUCAUUUCCCAAAAUGCGUGCCUCCGACCAAUGGGCGAUGUCGAUUCUGCUGUAACGCACGAGGUGGCCAAUGAAACAAACCUGGUGACUGACUGCACACUUGCUGUAGCCCCACUGCGUAAUGGAGCAAAGGUCAACAUUCUUCACAGUGAGGCUGACAUUGUGUAGCUUUUUAACCACUUUGCCAACACUUCUUUUAAACGCUUGGGGACGAGAGGAAGGAAGCACACGUUUCAACUUGAGCCAUUCAGGCAUUGAGUGGCUUUGACACGGAAACACCGAUUCCACACUUGUGUUUGACCACCCUGCCCGAUCAGCUGACACAAUGCUUUCACAUAGCGCAGCAGAGCAAAACAAUGAGAUGGACCUGAAGAUGCCUGCAGCCGAAGCCAUUGAAGGAAAUCUGGGUGGCGAUAUAGAGGUGGCUGUCUGCACUUCAGAAGAGCCACCUGCCUCUCAAAGUCCCCCAGAGGAGCCCCGAAAGUGGAUGUGGGCUGUGAUAUUCUUAUGUUUCUUUGGGUUUAUGGCAUCCAUCAAGCCCGGAGAGCCCUUCAUUACUCCUUAUCUACUCAGCACUGAAAAGAACUUUACCAGACAACAGGUGACCAACGAGAUUACUCCUGUGCUGACGUACUCCUACAUGGCAGUGCUGGUACCUGCCUUCCUGCUGACUGAUUUUCUGCGCUACAAGCCAGUUCUGGUCAUCCAGGCCAUCAGCCAAGUGGUCAUCUGGCUCCUUCUGCUCCUCGGUACCUCUCUUCUUCAGAUGCAGUUCAUGGAAUUCUUCUACGGCGUCACGAUGGCGUGCCGCGUGGCGUAUUCCUCCUACAUCUUUUCCCUGGUCAGCCCCAGCCUCUAUCAGCGGGUGGCUAGCUACUCGCGCUCCUCGGUCCUCUUGGGAGUGUUUGCCAGCUCCGUUCUGGGCCAGCUCUUCAUUUCAGUGGGACAAACCAGCUACAAUACCCUCAGUGCCAUUUCUUUGGGAUUCGUCAGCUUUGGUUUGUUGCUCUCGCUGUGCCUGCCCUGGCCGAAACGCUCCUUGUUUUUCAACAAGGCGUGCAAACAGGAGCACAGAGAAGUGGCCACGAGAGCAGGCACUAAGGCAGAAUUGUACAAGAUGAACCCGAAGGAGGACGAGUUGGCCGCGGCCGGCUCCGCGUCGCACUGGAAGGAUUCGGUCUUUGUGCAGAUGUUGAUGGAGUUGAGAACUGUGGUGAAAAGACCCGACAUGCGGCUGUGGUCCCUUUGGUGGAUCUUCAACUCCACGGGAUACUACCUGGUGUUAUUCUAUGUCCACAUCUUGUGGAGCAAAGUCUACCCGGCCACUGAGAACAAGAAUGUUUACAAUGGCGCCGUGGAGGCUGCUUCUACCUUGCUCAGUGCAUUGACCUCAUUCGUUGCGGGCUUUGUGAAAAUCCGCUGGAAUAUUUGGUCAGAGCUUGUCAUCGGUGUGAUCACAGCUGUGCAGGCUGGCCUGCUACUGCUCAUGGGCACCACUGACAACAUUUGGGCCUGUUACGUGGCUUACGUCCUCUUCAGAAGUUUCUACCAGUUCCUGGUGCCCAUUGCCACUUUUCAGAUCGCCUCGUCGCUCACCAAGGAGCUUUGCGCCCUGGUGUUUGGCAUCAACACCUUCUUGGGGACCAUCCUGAAGAGCAUCAUCAACCUGAUUUUUUCCGACAAGAGGGGGCUGGCUAUGGAUGUACACAGUCAGUUUCUUGUGUACUUUGUUUACUUCACCCUGCUGACCGUCAUCUACUUUACGAGUGCCGGCGUCGUCAUCUUCCGUCAUUUCAGAAAUCAGCCCAAGAGGCAAGCGAUCACCCAGCAGAGCAAGUGUACUGAGCUUAGCCAAGUGGUACCGGAGGUAGAACCUUUGUCCAAUGGUAAAAAUGCCAAGACAUAGCAAACGCCACCUUGAGCCUUAAUCAAGUGCCUCAUCUGCUGGAGCCUGGGUUCACCUUUUUUAUUUUAUUUUUUUUUAAAUUCACUGCACUUAAUGACGCACUUGUGGGACCACUCAAGUAACGGCCCAAAUGAGCCCAGUUUGAUUGUCUUGAUUUGACGACAACAAAUUCAUGAUUCCAACGUGAACCCGAUGGCACUGCUGUUAGCCGUGUGAUUUGUGUCUACAUCUCCAAAUCACUCAUUAAUUUAUUAUGUCUUGAUUAAUAAUCAAACCUUAACAACACUCUGUGUUUUAUCCCAGCAUUGAUGGUGUCAGUGGCACAGACCUUUUUUUUUUUUAGUUAAAACCCCACAAUAAAAUAGGAAAGAUGGGUUAGAAAAUGCAUUGGAAGAAAUGAUGACAUUGUUUUACGUCAAUUUAUAGUUUGUGUUUAUUUCUAAUCCUUGGCCUUAACGGUUGUCUGGUUUUCGGUGAUAAGAUUGUUGCUUUUUCUUCCACAAGCAUUUGUGCUGGACAAUUAUCAGAAUGCAGUGUUGCUAAAUGCAACAGAAACAUUUUGCAUAUUUUUGUAACAAUGACUUUAGGAUAUGAGACUGUUUUGGAGUAGGACUAUCCAGUACUCACCUGACGUGCGAGAUCUAAGUUAACGUUACAGUAUUCUCGCUGAUUAUGUUAUCUGUGAACUUGUUUGAAUGUUAUAAAGCAAACAAUCAGUUUUUGGAAAGUAUUUUUAUGCAUUUUAUUUUUAGUAUUUUUGUGUGUGAUUAAAGCGAGUAAAUAAUGGCAUUCAAAUUCUCAAAGUUUGUAAAUUAGCGUGUUCAUGUUAGUUUGCUCAGAUUCUUCUCAAUUGUUUUGCUCCAAGUUUUUUUUGGGGGGGGGUCCGCAACCUUCAGGCAGGUUUUUUUUAAGGAUCUCAGCUCUUUUUCCAGCUGCAGACUUGAAUCAGGUGUUCUUACAUGCCUAUCGAAAACAGAUUCAUUUAAAUUAGUUUGUGUCGCAGUGGCAAACAAAACUGUCAACAUGCGACAAUAAAUCUUGUAAUCAAAA